AUGGUGGAUAUGGAGAAUCACUACCACCCCCCGUCACCCCUCGAGGACUCGAUGCUUGAUGGUCCCCUGUGCGGUGAGGAUGAUUUUAUGGGCAGCAUGGAAACACUUCAGGAUAUCCCCACAUCCAUCGAUGAGGAUGCCCUCAGCUCACUCGACGUCCCAGAGUACCAGUCCUCCCACAAUGGAUCUGAAGGUUCCAGUGUACUCGAUGCUCUGACACCAGCGUCAAGCCCGUCCUCUCUUUUCGGCAUGGCUGCAACCCAGGAGGAGCUCUCAUCUUCCUCUUCGUCACUCAAUCUGGAGUGUCGCGUGUGUUCUGACCGAGCAUCAGGGUAUCACUACGGAGUUCACGCCUGUGAGGGCUGCAAGGGUUUCUUUCGUCGGACCAUCCGUCUGAAGCUGGAGUAUGACAGGUGUGAGCGCCGCUGCAAGAUCCAAAAAAAGAACCGCAAUAAGUGCCAAUACUGCCGCUUCCAGAAGUGCCUUGCUGUGGGAAUGUCCCACAAUGCCAUCCGGUUUGGUAGGAUGCCCCAAUCGGAGAAGCAGAAGCUCAAAGCGGAGAUGGUGAUGGGGGAAAGGGAGGUGGUGAACCCUGAGGUCUCAGACCAGAAAACCCUGGCCAGGCAGAUCCACGAGGCCUACCUGAAGAACUUCAACAUGAACAAGGCCAAGGCUCGGACCAUUCUCACAGGAAAGACCAGCACCCCUCCAUUUGUGAUUCAUGACAUGGAGACGCUGCAGCUGGCAGAGCAGACGCUGGUGGCAAAGAUGGUUGGCUCGGCGGGGCCACUUAAGGAAAAGGAGGCGGAGGUACGGAUUUUCCACUGCUGCCAAUGCACAUCAGUAGAAACGGUCACUGAACUCACAGAAUUCGCAAAGUCCAUCCCGGGCUUCGCCAACCUGGACCUCAACGAUCAGGUGACGCUUUUGAAGUACGGAGUGUAUGAAGCCCUCUUCGCCAUGCUCGCCUCCAGCAUGAACAAAGACGGACUCCUGGUGGCCUACGGCUCCGGCUUCAUCACCCGGGAAUUCCUCAAGAGCCUGCGGCGACCGUUCAGCGACAUGAUGGAGCCCAAGUUCCAGUUUGCCAUGAAGUUUAACGCGCUGGAGUUGGACGACAGCGACUUGGCUUUGUUUGUUGCUGCUAUCAUCUGCUGUGGAGCUGCUGCAGAAACUUGCUGAUCUCCGGCAGCUGGUGACAGAACAUGCACAGCUGGUGCAGGAGAUCAAAAAGACAGAGGACACAUCCCUGCACCCACUUCUACAGGAGAUCUACAGAGACAUGUACUGAGGACUGCGAUAACCCACCAAUGGAUACAAACACAACAUUCAGAGAAGACAUGGAGAUCUCCAUCAAUCAGGGUUGAACCCUUUAUGCAUUGCUGUCUUUGAUAUGGCAGCGUUUUCUUCCACUUGUGGUAAGCUAAGAGGACUUGUCACCAGAGGACGGUUCCUUUGGUUUGUCAGGGUUCUCAUCACUCCUUUAUAAAAACAGAAAAAAGCACCAGAUGUGAUAUCAGUCGGAUUAAGCCACUUUACAGACUGUAGCUUCUCUGACCAUCUCAGCUAUUAAACCUCAGUGAGCCCGAAAAAGAAGGAAAGAGAGAGAUCUUGAUGAUUGCCACUCCAGUUUUGUCAGAGACUACAACUGUGCUAGAUCUCAAAAAGUCAUAUGAUGUUAGCAUCAAUUAAAGGACCUCAACCUGGCAGUGACAGUAAAAGCUAUGCAGUUUGAAAAUGAGAGAUUGACUCUACUAAAUUUGCUGCAAUUUAAAAGUGUCUAGAAUGUUAAUUUUCAUACGCCGUACAGCUAAAAAAAAUCACAAGCUAAGAUAUGAUUAGCGAUUUAGUACUUUUUCUAAAGGUUAGAAUAAUCAGAGACUAAUAUUCAGUUGGAUGUUAGAAAGUUUUGCAUAUCAGAAGCAUUAAUUCAUUAAUUAAUGACACCAAAUAUCUGAGCCUUUUUUUUGCUUUUCUAUCCAAAUACAUGCUAAGAUGGCCGACACUCCGUCCGUUGUUUUGUCCUUUUGUUCAAUGGCUUUUAUCAACCUUAACAGAAGCAUGCAGAAAUACAGAACUAACCACAAACAGGAACUAACCUGAUAUUUGCUCAGUUUUUCUAAAAGAUUAAGUGUUCACAAAGAAAACAGUAACACACACCCACCUACACACAAACACACAAAAGGGUGACAUUAUUUUCUUAUCUAGAAUGUUCUAUAACAGAGUGGCCUGACCCCGUCUAAUAUGUCCAGGCUGUUGAAGUUUUAUUUUAAACUUUUCUCUUCCAUCUUUUGUUUUUUUUUUUUUUGUUUAACUUCACCCACCCCUCACUGGCACUGAUAAUACUUGAGGUUUAGGUAACAUCUCUCAGCAAUAACUUCAGCAACAAAUAGGGUUUUCAGCUUGUCCUUGUUAAGGAAGAGCAACUAGAACCAGCAGGAUGAUGUUUUAAAAAAGAGUUUUUUUCUUAACAUUUCUGAGCAUUAAUUCCAGUCAUCAGCUAAUCUCUUGCAUGUUUACUUUUCCUCAUAUAAAACAGCAUCUUCUGCUUUUUGGUGUCCUCCCAUUUUUUGUCUAAGACGAACCUGCUAGUUUAGAUGUACCUUAUCCGGGGUCGGGUCGUGGGGUAGCAGCUUCAGUAGGGAGGCCCAGACGUCCCUCUCCCUAACCAUUUGGUCCAGCUCCUUUGAAGGAAUCCCAAGCCGCUCCCAGGCCAGCCGAGAAACAUAGUCCCUGCAGCGUGUCCUGGGUCUCCCCCUGGGCCUC
This is a messenger RNA of Cyprinodon variegatus (sheepshead minnow), 2766 nucleotides long. It is a transcript of the gene pparab, whose product is annotated as peroxisome proliferator-activated receptor alpha-like. NCBI's taxonomy places the organism in Eukaryota, Metazoa, Chordata, Actinopteri, Cyprinodontiformes, Cyprinodontidae. Gene Ontology annotation, biological process: hormone-mediated signaling pathway; positive regulation of transcription by RNA polymerase II; negative regulation of inflammatory response. The record is from RefSeq and is a predicted model, not a curated record. Bases 1 to 1182 code for a protein of 393 amino acids. Gene Ontology annotation, cellular component: nucleus. Gene Ontology annotation, molecular function: RNA polymerase II cis-regulatory region sequence-specific DNA binding; nuclear receptor activity; zinc ion binding. The transcript has 6 exons.